Molecule: messenger RNA, 1317 nt
Organism: Aphidius gifuensis
Lineage: Eukaryota; Metazoa; Arthropoda; Insecta; Hymenoptera; Braconidae
Product: protein yellow-like
Exons: 6
Coding region: 1-1317 (438 amino acids)
Cellular component (GO): extracellular region
Source: RefSeq, a predicted model, not a curated record
AUGACCAAGACAAGUCUCAAGAUGAAGUUCAUAUAUUUAAAUUUUAUGUGUUUGUUGGUAUCGAGUGUAUUAUCAAAGAAACGUGAUAAUGCUAAUUAUAACAGGGAUAAAUUUCCAACAAGUUUUUCGUGGUCAUCACUUGAUUUCGAAUUUCCAAAUGCACGUAAGAGACAAGAGUCAAUAAAUCAAGGUGAUUUUAUUCCUGGUGUUCCAGUUCCACUCGACAUGGAUGUUAUUGAAAUACCAAAGGGAAAAAAAAUAUUUAUCACGAUACCACGAUUUCAAUAUGGUGUACCAGCAACUCUUGGAUACUUCACAAGUAAUGAUCGUAAACCUCCAAUUAUAAAACCAUUUCCAAAUUGGGAAAUGAACAGACUGGGUAAUUGUCAAGGAAUUACAAACGUUUAUCGUAUCAAAAUUGAUGAGUGUGGAAGACUCUGGGUUCUAGAUACUGGAAAAAUUGGAGCCCAGCGUUUUUGUCAACCUAAAUUAUUAGUUUUCAAUCUAAAAACUGAUCAAGUUAUUCAUCGAUACGAAUUUCCACAAAGUCAAUUGACUAAUACAUCAAAUUUGAUAAAUUUAGUUGUUGAUAUUCGUGAUCCACAAAGAAAAUGUAAGGAUACAUUUGUUUACAUAACAGAUGUUGAUGCAUUUCAAUUAAUUGUCUAUGAUCAUGUUAAUCAAAGAUCAUGGAAUAUUAAAAAUAGAUUAUUUUAUCCUUAUCCACAAUUUGGAAUACUAACUAUCAACGGAAUAAGUUUUGAUUUAAUGGAUGGUAUUUUUGCUCAUGCAUUGGGUCCAAUUAAAAAUGGUGAUAGAAUUUUGUAUUUUCAUUCACUUGCUAGUAAUGUUGAAAGCUACGUUUCUACGUCAAUUUUAAGAAAUUAUGAUAUUUUUAAAAAUAAUUCAAAUGCUGCUGCAAGAGAUUUUAAAUCAUUUUCAAAAACAAGAAAAGCACAAGCUUCAGCUCAAGCUAUGGACAAUAAUGGUGUAUUAUUUUAUGGGCUUGUUCAAGAAGUUGCAAUUGGUUGUUGGAAUAGCCAAAAAUUUACCGAGUAUGGUGAAGAAAAUCUUGAAGUUCUUGUUGCUGAUAAAGACACAUUACAAUUUUCAUCAGGUGUUAAAAUCAUUCAGUUGGCAAAGGCUGAAGAUGAAUUGUGGGUAAUGACUAUGUCAUUACAAAAAGUUUGGACAGGUACAAUCAAUCCAAACGAGACAAAUUUUAGAAUUCACACUAGUUCUAUUAAAAAAUUAGUUGAAGGAACUAAAUGUGCUGUUAAAGAUUUAAAUAAUCGAAUUAUAUUUCCCAAGAACUAG